UUGAGCCCGGCAAAAAGAACUAAGUUCUCGAUAAGCUAAAUAAAACACAUGAUUUGUAGUGUCAUCUCUAAAGAAAAUAAAAAUAUACAUUGCAAAAAUGAUUUAAAUAUUAAAAAAGUUUCAAAGUCAACGACAAAUCAAGUAAUAUGUUUCGCACACUAUCUAAAAUAACUUCAAUCGAUUACUUAACAUCUCAGUUAAUCCCUGUGCAAAUCAAUCUGAUAAGAUGUUCUGCAAGCGCCAGGCAAACUCCCAACUGUAAAUCCCCUGCAACACAUAAUGUGACACCAGCAAUUGAAGCUCUCGCAGUGCCCGCGCAUAUUUUAAAUGAACCGGAAGCAAUACAAAGUCAAAAACAAAAAGUAUCCGUAGAGUAUCUGCCAUGGAUGCCAAGUCCGUACACAAAUGCGGGAGGACCGUUGAGUCAAUAUAAAAAGCUGUCCAAGUUUCGUUUGACAUCUUUGGUCGUGAUAACAACAAUGGGAGGAUAUGCAUUGGCGCCGGCUGCAUUUGAUUUAACCACAUUCGUGCUGUGCUCAGUUGGCACAGGAUUGGUUUCAGCAGCAGCGAAUUCAGUUAAUCAAUAUCACGAAGUACCUUUUGAUUCGCAAAUGUCGAGAACGAAAAAUCGUGUAUUGGUCACUGGACAAAUAACUCCACUGAAAGCUGUUGGAUUCGCUGUGGUAUCAGCGACAACUGGAUUGAGCUUACUGUAUUUCGGAGUUAAUGGAUUAACAGCAGCAUUGGGUGCUGGCAAUCUAUUUCUAUAUACCUCAAUAUACACACCAAUGAAACGGAUGAGCAUCGCCAACACAUGGGUAGGCUCCAUUGUGGGUGCAAUUCCACCGCUAAUGGGAUGGGCUGGUUGCGCCGGUUCUCUGGACAUGGGAGCAAUGAUUCUUGCCGGAAUUCUGUACGCCUGGCAGUUCCCCCAUUUCAAUGCUCUGUCAUGGAACCUUAGGCCGGAUUAUUCCCGUGCUGGAUACCGUAUGAUGGCUGUUACCAAUCCGGGCCUCUGCCGCCGUACCGCAUUAAGAUAUUCGUUUGUGAUUGGGGGUCUUUCAUUGCUUGCACCAGUUGCUGAUGUUACCAAUUACUGGUUUGCGUUGGAAACAUUGCCUUUGAAUGCAUACUUUUGUUACCUCGCUUACAAAUUUCAUUACAAAUCGGACAGUGGAAGUUCUCGCAAACUGUUUCGUUUCUCCUUAAUCCACCUUCCUGCGCUGAUGUUAUUGUUUUUAGCAAACAAAAAACACUGGUACUUUAAUGAUGCUGUCGAUGAAGAAAAUGUAAAAAACGAUAAAACGUUCAUUUCUGCCCUUCCUACGUCACCACCAAGGGGCCUGGAAAAAGUAUUACCAGUUGCUGUGACGGAGGGCUCAAGAUGAUCGUCCUGACAACUAUUGGUUGCAACUGGAUACCAAAAUUAAAAGGGUAUAUGUUAUUCCUAAUAGUGAAAAAAAAAAAUACAUGUUUG
Molecule: messenger RNA, 1477 nt
Organism: Drosophila innubila
Lineage: Eukaryota; Metazoa; Arthropoda; Insecta; Diptera; Drosophilidae
Gene: Cox10
Product: protoheme IX farnesyltransferase, mitochondrial
Exons: 4
Coding region: 147-1388 (413 amino acids)
Biological process (GO): heme biosynthetic process
Cellular component (GO): membrane; mitochondrion
Molecular function (GO): protoheme IX farnesyltransferase activity
Source: RefSeq, a predicted model, not a curated record